Messenger RNA from Aspergillus novofumigatus IBT 16806, 1794 nucleotides. Its product is annotated as tellurite-resistance/dicarboxylate transporter family protein. The record is from RefSeq and is a predicted model, not a curated record. The transcript has 2 exons. NCBI's taxonomy places the organism in Eukaryota, Fungi, Ascomycota, Eurotiomycetes, Eurotiales, Aspergillaceae. Gene Ontology annotation, biological process: malate transmembrane transport. Bases 269 to 1318 code for a protein of 349 amino acids. Gene Ontology annotation, cellular component: membrane. Gene Ontology annotation, molecular function: malate transmembrane transporter activity.
UGAGUGUUGACGUCAGACGCGGUCAAGAUCCGAGAUAUCAGCCCAUCGGGCCGACUCAACGUUGCCCACCAUGACGCCGAAGUGGACAUGCCGAAACAGGGCAGGCAUUGAGCAGACGGUAGAUAAUAAUCCGGUUGCUCGACCUCAAAAUGCGUUCGAAGUCGUCAAAUUAUUGACCCCGAAAGGUGAUUACUGGUGGACGAUGAUCACCAAAGUAUCCGUCUCGGAUCGAAUAUGCCAGGUCACUUGGGGAUGGUAUUCCAUUUCCAUGGCUACAGGAGGUAUUGCUGUUCUCCUGUCUAGCACGCCGCAUCAAUUCCCCGGGUUGAAGACCAUUGGCAAGAUUGUCUACAUCCUCAAUCUCGCCCUCUUCCUGGGUAUAUCUGCCUGUCUGAUCAUUCGCUUCCUGACCAAGUGCUCCGCGCUGAAAGAAUCCUUCCAAGAGCCCAAUGAAAGCCACUUUAUGGGAACAUGUCUACUGGCCCUGGCAACAAUCAUUCUCGGAGCCGAGAAUUACGGAACCGACGCAUGCGACCCCUGGCUGCAGGUUGCCCUUCGCAUCGUCUUUUGGAUCUACGUCGCCCUCUCGACCAUCCAGGCCAUCUGGCAUAACUGGUACCUCUACCAUAUCCGCAUGGCCAGUCGCCAGCCGUUUGCCCUCGUCCGUCUUCUCCCUUCGUUUCCGGCCAUGCUGGCAGGGACAAUCGCGUCGGUGCUGGCAUCGCAUCAGCCUCGCUUCGGAUUUAUCAUGUCUCUCUUCAUCUACGCCGAGUACUUCUACCGACUCAACAAAGACGGACUCCCCAAGGCAUCUGACCGACCAGAAAUGUUCAUCGCCGUGGGACCAUGGAGUUUCACGGCCCUCGCCCUGAUCGGGAUGGCGGAAGCAGCCGUGAAGCAGUUUCCUGAGCGGUACAUCAUUUCCUACGCGGACGCCUCUGCUAGCCAGCAAGUCUCCGUCACAGCAGGAGACAUCGCCCUUGUGCUCGCCGCGCUGGUCGCUAUCUUCCUGUGGACAAUGGCGGCCUUUUGUCUUUGCAUUGCUGUCCUCAGCGUCUUGGCCCAGUGUCGCGUUUCCGGGGGCACGGGGGCGCUGGGCAUGUCGCUUCCAUAUUGGAGUAUGGUCUUCCCGAACACGGGGUUUGUGAUUGCUACCAUUCGGAUCGGACAGGUGUUGCAGUCGCCGGCGAUUCUGUGGGUUGCGACGGGGUUGACGAUUGCCCAGGUGGUUGUCUGGUUAUGUGUGGGUGUGGGCACGAUAUGGGCUGUAGCUACGCGGCGGAUGCUGUGGCCUGAGACUCGGGAUAAGGAGUCUUAAUUCCAUUCAAUAUGUUUCAUUUUGAGUGUGGAGUGUGUCAACUACAGCUGGACAUUCUACUCAUAUAGAGCAGGUAAUGAAUAAACUUACUUAGAAAUGUCCAUGCAAUGUUCAUACGAUGACACUGGACUUCUCAAAGGCUGAGACGGCGAUGAUCGACAGUCGGAAACAACCUUAUUUGGCUGAAUCAUGAGUAAGGGUUUAACUAUAGAAGAUAUUUAGUAGCCAAGUUACGUUAGUCAAAGGAGACCAGGAGCGAUAGUUAAACGUGAGAUUGACACAUUGCCAAUCUCGCAUGACCAAUCAAGUGAUAGACAAGGAUCGUACUCGUAUAUUGCUCACAGUAAGCAACUGUCAUCAUUCGAAAGGGAAUAACUAGUAAAGGAAUAGUAAAGGAAUAGUAAUGCUACUAAGAAGGCUAUUAGAACAGUCGGAUUGGCCAUGUUUUUAAAGGGCGUUCUUAGCAGCCUAUCAGA